UGUCUCCUUCCCUGCCCCCUCUCCCGACCCACAGUCUCCUCCGGCUCCUCCAAAGGCCUUUAAUACAGAGGGAAGCAGCGAGGAGGGACAGCAGCAGCAGCAGCAUUAGCAUUGUGCGGACUUGUUACAGCGUCUCCCACAGGCAGGGUCAUACAGCAGGAUGGUUGGGAUACCGGGAUCUUUUCACUAAAAAUAAGAGUAUAUAAACAAGCUGUGUGUCCAUGCUGACCCCAUGUAGAAGAACACGUAGCAGGAUUCCACCCCCCAGCCCCUGUGGCUGUGCAGUAAUGAAACGAUGUGUAAUGGAGUUGCCGGUGACAGGAGGGUGCCAGCAAUGCCCGGGUCCCCUAUGGAAGUGAAAAUUCAUUCUAGGUCUUCACCGCCUACCAUGGCUCCUUUGCCACCUGUGAACCCAAGUGGACCACGGCCAGUGUCUUUCCCGCCCUCCUCACUUUCAAAUGGCAUGAACCAUUCUCCUCCCUCACUGAACGGAGCCCCUUCCCCACCCCAGCGUUCCAGCAAUGGUCCUUCAUCUUCCUCUUCGUCAUCUCUAGCCAAUCAGCAACUUCCAGCCACAUGUGGAGUCAGGCAGCUCAGCAAACUGAAGAGGUUUCUCACUACAUUGCAGCAAUUUGGCAACGAUAUCUCCCCAGAGAUUGGGGAGAAGGUCCGUACCCUGGUCCUUGCUCUGGUGAACUCUACUAUAACUAUAGAGGAAUUUCACUGCAAGCUCCAGGAAGCCACCAACUUCCCCCUCCGACCAUUUGUGAUCCCCUUUCUGAAGGCCAAUUUACCACUUUUGCAGAGGGAGUUGCUGCAUUGUGCCCGUGCUGCCAAACAAACACCCUCACAGUACUUGGCACAGCAUGAGCACCUCCUGCUCAACACCAGCACUUCUUCGCCAUCUGACUCAUCCGAAUUGCUUAUGGAGGUCAAUGGACAUGGAAAGAGGCACAGCCCAGACAGGAGAGAAGAGAAUGGCUUUGAAAGAGAACCUAUGGCUCCCGAGCCACCUGUGAAGAGAGUCUGCACCAUUAGUCCAGCCCCGCGACACAGCCCAGCACUUUCCUUGCCCCUUCUGAACUCUGGCAACCAGUUUCACCCCACCCCUCCUCCUCUGCAACAUUAUUCAUUGGAUGAUAUUCCAGGAUCACAGCUGUACAGAGAUCCACUAGGCAAGAUUGGGGAUUGCAGAGAUGGGAGAGAGCGUCAGCAUCCUGUGGGUGGAGUAAAUGGUAACUUAAACAAUGGCUACCAAGAAGAACUUGUGGACCAUAGGCUGACCGAGAGAGAAUGGGCAGAAGAAUGGAAGCAUCUAGAUCACGCCUUGAACUGUAUCAUGGAAAUGGUGGAAAAAACAAAGCGCUCAAUGUCAGUGUUGCGCAGGUGUCAAGAAGUGGACAGGGAUGAGCUAAAUUACUGGAAAAGACGUUACAGCGAGUCCUCUGAGAUUAGGAAAGGAAGUGAGCACAUGAGCAGACAGCAUAGUCCAACCAGUACGGACUCUGGCACAAAUGAUUCUCAGAGGGAUUUUGGGAGCCGAACGGGCGGAGGCUAUGUUACUGAUGAGAUCUGGCGGAAAGCAGGUACAGGAUGCCACCUACUACCAUCUGGGGACAGAACACCUCGAGAAGAGGCCGUUAAUGAGGUGAAACGUCAGGCUAUGUCCGAGGUGCAGAAGGCUGUAUCUGAGGCUGAGCAAAAGGCGUUUGAGAUGAUUGCAUCUGAGAGAGCCAGGAUGGAACAGACUAUUGCAGAUGCCAAGCGGAGAGCAACUGAGGAUGCAUUCCUUGUAAUAAACGAGCAGGAGGAAUCCACCGAGAGCUGUUGGAACUGUGGUCGUAAAGCAAGUGAGACAUGCAGUGGGUGUAACAUUGCUCGAUACUGUGGCUCAUUUUGCCAGCACAAAGACUGGGAAAAGCACCAUCGUAUCUGUGGCCAGACCCUAAAUGGUCCCACUAAGGCACUGAAUCCAGUACGUUCUCUGCUACCCAAAACCAUUGACCCCAUUUUGCUGAGUCCUGCAGUUGAAAGGUCGUCCAGUGCCACCUCUCGCUCCUCUACUCCUGCAUCUGUCACUGCUGUUGAAAGCCUGUGAAGUGGGAACUUUCUCUUCUGUAUUCAAUAUCUUCUAUAAUGCCCAGCUCUUUAUGGAGCUCAGAUUAAACAUGAAUAUAGAGACUACUCACUGAACCCCAUUGAAAGAUGGAUUCUGUGUAUCCUUUUCAAAAUAAAGACUUGAUGGACCAUCCAUUUCAAUUUUGCCAGUUAGCCUACCAUACACAACACAUUUGGCUUCACAAGGCGAAAUAAGAACUUCUGAAAGACUGUUCACAACCAAACAACGUCCAUUUUGUUCUCUUUCUCCAGGGUUAUUUUUUUAUCUUCCUGCAAACCAUUUCUGGACAGUACAGACCUGUUAGCCAUUCCAACUGGAGAGGAGAAGCUUUGGAUAUUAAAAUAACAUAUAUUUAUCAUGAUUAAGGCUGUAAGCUCUGCGCCAAAAUAGCAGCACUAGCAGUCAUGAAGUUAUCCUGCAUGUACCUCUAUAUUUUCUUUCCUUUAUAUAAAUGGAUUCCCCUUUGUUGUAAAUAUGUCUUCACCUUUUUUGUAGUUGACUUUUUAACUGUAUUUUUAAAUGUAAAAAGGCUGCUAUGACCCCUUAUUUAGACAUUGUUAAACAUAAAUAGUUUAUCUGACAAAAGAAAAGCAAACAACCUCAGGAUACAGUUACAUUAAAUGGUUCAAAGGUGUACCUAGUGAGAGCCAGUUGUAUUAGUGUAUUGGGAGAACAUAGCUCCGGUUAUCAGACGUCUGUAAAUAGAUGUUACCGUGUUGUAUGGUUGAUGCAUGUAACUUCUUUAACAGUCAUUUCUUGCUAACUGCAUUGAGAGUUAAUCUAAAUUAAAUACCACACACAUGUCCUAAUAUGUAACAUUUCUGAAAGUGAUGCAAUGGAAAUAGAUGGUGUUACCUGUUACAUCUAACCGGAACUAGAAAACCAAACCACAAAGGUAUUUUUUUUUUAUUACUUUAAUGUUAAAUUGGUUUUCCUUAAUGCUCUCCAUACUGUUCUGAAGUACAGCCUAUUAAUCCCCACUUCAUUUAAAAUAUAAAAGUUCCUUAAGUUCUAAGAAUCAUUCCCCUUUUUAAAUUAUGAUCUUUCAAAUAAGCAUUUAAGAACAACUGAAUUUUAGUCUAGCCUCACAAUUCUACAGGCAACACACAAUUGGUUUUGUGACACCAGAGUCUUAAGUGAUUUGUUCUCACUUUCUCCACCCUUGGCAUGGAACUGCAUCAGAUAUCCACUACAACUGCUCCUUGUUCUCUGCCAGACACUAUAGUAGAGAAGCUCCCCUUUGCAUCCAAAGACAACACAUCGCCAAAUAUAAACAUCAUUCUGUUUGUCUCAUGAGUUUAUGUUUUUUCGAAGUAAAAGAACGUCUCACAUUUCAUUUUCCUCUUUCCUGCUGUAUCCUGGAUGAAAUCUUAAAAUUUUAUAUAUUAUGAGAUAUUUCAAGAAUAAGCUACAUAAAAUAUGUGUAACCUGUAUGGAUAAGCUAGGUCUUUACUACCAAGUUUAUUCAAUAAAAUCUGGUUUGCCAACCUCUAUGGAUUACUGUCUGUUUAGCCCCAGAGGUUUUCUUUUGUGUUAUCUAAAGCCGGGCAUACACUAUA
Messenger RNA from Pseudophryne corroboree (corroboree frog), 3678 nucleotides. It is a transcript of the gene CBFA2T2, whose product is annotated as CBFA2/RUNX1 partner transcriptional co-repressor 2. Gene Ontology annotation, molecular function: transcription corepressor activity. The record is from RefSeq and is a predicted model, not a curated record. The coding region runs from base 296 to 2098 and encodes 600 amino acids. Gene Ontology annotation, biological process: DNA-templated transcription; negative regulation of DNA-templated transcription. Lineage: Eukaryota; Metazoa; Chordata; Amphibia; Anura; Myobatrachidae. Gene Ontology annotation, cellular component: nucleus. The transcript has 12 exons.